Molecule: messenger RNA, 308 nt
Organism: Myotis brandtii (Brandt's bat)
Lineage: Eukaryota; Metazoa; Chordata; Mammalia; Chiroptera; Vespertilionidae
Product: V-type proton ATPase subunit e 2-like
Exons: 1
Biological process (GO): proton transmembrane transport
Cellular component (GO): proton-transporting V-type ATPase, V0 domain
Molecular function (GO): proton-transporting ATPase activity, rotational mechanism
Source: RefSeq, a predicted model, not a curated record
GAUCACAGCCAGAUCUGCAGCUGGCCGGGCACCGUUCUGGGAUCCCCGUGCCCCACCACGACGGCACACUCCUUCGCUCUCAGGUCAUCAUCUUCACCACUUUCUGGGGCCUCAUCAGCAUCAAGGCACCCAACCGCCGAGAGAUCAUCACCACGCUGGUAGCCACCGCUGUCUGCUGUUACCUCUUCUGGCUCAUUGCCAUGCUGUCAGCUGACUCCCCUGUUUGGGCUGCAGCUGAAGAACAGACCAUCUGGUAUGUGCACUUCCUGUGGGAGUGACCACUGCCACUUCAGCCCAGGUGCCCCAGC